AUGGCACCUAAACCAAAAUUUCAAUUUGCAUUUGAAGAGGUUGAAGUAUCUAAUGAUGAAGAAGAAGAGGAUCAAGAAAAGGAUUUAACAGAGAAUGAGUUUGAAGAUUUUCUAAAAAGUAUCUCAAUCCCUAAAGAGGAUGUGGCCGUCACACCUUUGGCUAUGACUAAAAGAGAUCGUAAUUUAACUGUGCAAUUUUAUUCAUCUACCUCUAAACAGAUGGAUAAUCUUAUUGUUGAACUUCAGCGAACUAUGAGGAAGCCUCCCCAAACAAUUCUUGUUACAACCGAACCUCCAUCUAAGAGUGAUCAAGAAGAUUCAGCUCACGUUCUUCUCCCAAGGAGAAGAAAAAGAAGAGAUCUAACACCUAGAGACAUUAGAAUCAGUGAGCUUGGAAAGGAUAACUCCAUUAAAGAUGUAAAGAUUUCAGAACUUCAAGAAAAUCUUGGUGGUCUAAUUGUUUUAUUCUUUAACCUAAAACAACGCUUACAUCAAAAGUUUGGUGAUGAUUUUCAACCUUUAAGCGCUGAAGGAGAUAAGAUUUAUGCUUCUAGUUCUGGUCUAGUCAAUCCAACUUCUCAACCUGCAAGUGAAAGAGUUAUAAGACCAGUUCCACAUGCAAAUCUUUAUACAUUUUUAUCUUCUGGUCAGGCUUCUGCUCAAGAAGGAAGAGAGAAGCAAAUCAGGGUUGAGUAG
Lactuca saligna is the source of this 696-nucleotide messenger RNA. The record is from the annotation of a GenBank genome assembly. NCBI's taxonomy places the organism in Eukaryota, Viridiplantae, Streptophyta, Magnoliopsida, Asterales, Asteraceae.